AAAUUUUAGCCCGGCCCAAUUGUCCAAUAAUCAUCACAACAAUUCCCAAAUUCAAACACAGACACACACACACACACACUUUGUUCAUCACCACCAGAUCUCAAAUCUCCAAUCAAUUUUCCGUUCAAAAUCAAGUGCAAUGGAGCACAAGGUUCAAGAGAUCUUGGAACAACAAGUGCUGACAGUAGCAAAAGCUGUAGAAGAAAAAAUCGACGAUGAAAUCGCAGCCCUAGAAAAGCUAGAUCUGGACGAUAUUGAGGUGCUGAGAGAACGCAGGCUGCAGCAGAUGAAGAAAAUGGCGGAGAAACGGAGCCGUUGGAUAUCGUUAGGUCACGGAGAGUAUACGGAGAUUUUCUCUGAGAAGGAUUUUUUUGCUAUUGUUAAGGCUAGUGAUCGUGUUGUUUGUCAUUUUUAUCGCGAGAAUUGGCCCUGCAAGGUAGUGGACAAACACUUGAGCAUAUUGGCGAAGCAGCACAUCGAGACCCGAUUCAUAAAGAUUCAAGCAGAGAAAAGCCCGUUCUUGGCAGAGAAGCUAAAGAUUGUUGUUCUUCCAACAAUCGCUCUUAUAAAAAACGCCAAGGUGGAUGAUUAUGUGGUGGGAUUCGAUGAGCUUGGUGGAACCGAUGAUUUUAGCACAGAGGAACUGGAGGAGAGGUUAUCCAAAGCCCAGGUUAUCUUUUUUGAAGGUGAAUCAUCUAUGAAACCGUCAAAGUCACAAACGAGAAACGUUCGACAUGGCUCUAACUCUAAUGGCUCAGAUUCUGAGUAAACGAAUUUUUAACUUUUUUUUUGCCUAUUAUAGUAGUGUUUCUUUUUUAAGUUUGUGGCUGUAUUGUUAUUAUUAUUAUCAUCAUCAUAUUAAUAUGGGUGUGUUAUCACUUUCUUAUUGAUAGGUGAUCAGGGUUAAAGAUUA
Molecule: messenger RNA, 913 nt
Organism: Helianthus annuus (common sunflower)
Lineage: Eukaryota; Viridiplantae; Streptophyta; Magnoliopsida; Asterales; Asteraceae
Product: thioredoxin domain-containing protein 9 homolog
Exons: 4
Coding region: 140-769 (209 amino acids)
Biological process (GO): microtubule cytoskeleton organization
Cellular component (GO): cytoplasm
Source: RefSeq, a predicted model, not a curated record